AUGCCGUCUCCCCCCCCUCAUGGCUUUCUUGGCUAUGACCUCCCUCAUCCGCCACUCCUACAGCUUCCAAAGGCUUACCGAUACCUGCUGAUGUCGCAACCCCAAGUCCUUGAUCUGGGACUGCGAAUACAGGGGGUGGCCUCUCUACGUAUCAUGUGUGCGGAACCCCAAUUUAACCACCCGUCCCCCUUGACACCAUUACCCCCACUGGUUACGAAAGUCCAAACGUGCAUUGACUUCAAGGUCGGCUUGAACAUCGUUCCUGCCGCUGAUGUUGCCGGAAAGAUUUUUGUGUCGAUCGGCGAAUUGGUUGUUCCUUUCCCUGAUGUAAUUGAGGUCGGUUUCGGAGGCUGCAAAGCCACAUUCGCUCAGUGA
This is a messenger RNA of Marasmius oreades (fairy-ring Marasmius), 375 nucleotides long. RefSeq lists its product as uncharacterized. The record is from RefSeq and is a predicted model, not a curated record. The coding region runs from base 1 to 375 and encodes 124 amino acids. The transcript is spliced from 3 exons. Lineage: Eukaryota; Fungi; Basidiomycota; Agaricomycetes; Agaricales; Marasmiaceae.